CAGUAGCUGGAGCGGCUAGAAAGUAGAAUGAAGUACCGGCAUGUCCCAGUCCCAGCCUCAUAUACAUAGUGAGCUGAUCAAAGGGGGGUUCACACCUCACCGACUGUCCGUUGGUUCAAGAAAGACUGUUCGUUGAACUAAUACUUCGUUCAUCCUUGCAUUCUCCAUUGGAUGGUUAUGGCGACACUCAGCUGUUGGUUGAGAGUACCGCUAAACUGCUUUUUCCUGUCCUAGAGGCCUUUCAAAACUAACACGAUAAUCCGAGAAGAUAUCUAGUACCGCGCAGUCAUCGCUGGGAAGAGGUGCACCACUUCUCACUGCCUUCUGCCGGAAUGACCGCUAAGCCCAUGGCGGCCACCCAGCGUUGUGUUGCAGCGCUAUGGCUGCUGUUCCUAUGUACAGCGGUAAACCGGGUGGCGUCACAGAGUAUUGUGAGCUUGGCUGGAGGAUCACCAGAGGCAAAAAAAGAUAGCUUUUACCUAGUGGACGGCAAACUAACGCAACAGAUCAUCGACGACGACAAGGGAUUGCAGAAUAUUAGCGCAAGCCUUUCUCGACUGCAGGUGAUGUUCAACGACAGAAUCAUCGGCUAUACAGAAGAUACGUGUGUUGAAGCGGCCACUCCACAGCAAAGCCAGACUGGUCCAACAAAGAUUACCUUCGAGGAGGUCUCCACUCAGCUUGGGAUUACAGUGCAGCAUCGCACACAGAAGCCAGUGCGGCCGUACUGUCUCUUUCACUACGAGGUCACUAACCGCAACAACUCUGGUGUUUCCCGACUGGAUGGGGAGUUCUGUGUCCCGGAGCAUAUCACAGGGGCGGCUGCAGCCGCUGAUUACGACCGUGACGGCCUUGUCGACUUGUUCUUCACCAACGCCGAGGGUCCCAGUGUGCUAUACCGUAAUACUGGUAGUGGAUUUGAGGACGUGACAAGCCGCGUCGGCCUUGGUCCUUCCAAGCAUGGCAGCGGUGCAGCAUGGCUUGACAUUGACAGUGACGGCGAUCUGGACUUGUACGUCACCACGGUUGGCCACACAAGACAUUAUCUAUACGUCAACAAGGGUGGUGUGUUCUUGGAAGAGGCAGUGCUCAGGAACAUCGACUUGGCAGAGCAGGAUGGGCGAAAGCUCAGCGGCAUGACACCCAACGUUGGAGACUACGAUCGAGACGGCUACCCUGAUGUCUAUGUUUCUGAGUGGUCUCUACCAUACCUUGGAAAGGUGUCGGCAAGUCGCCUCAUGCAUAACAAGGGAAGAACUGCACCUGGGACGUUUGAAGACGUGACCACACAGUCUGGUGUUACAAUGCCCUCAACUUACAUGUUCUGUUCAUCAUUCACAGACAUGGACAAUGAUGGAUGGGGAGAUAUCAUCAUAACCGCUGACUACGGAGACUCCAAGAUCUUCUGGAAUAACAAGAAUGGCACCUUCAAAGAGUGUACUGCUGCAUGUGGUGUCACAGUGCGGGCUGACGCCAUGGGUCACAGUAUGGCGGACUGGGAUAUGGAUGGCGUGAUGGACUGGUGGAUGACUGCCAUACAUGGAGGCAAUAAAUCUGUCAACUGCGAUGUUGUCGGCUGCACGUUCUCAAACACUGGUAACCUCUUCUACCGCAACAAGGGCAAUCGUCGUAUGGAGGACUUGACAGAUAAGAUUGGUAUCCGCGAAGGCUACUGGGGCUGGGGAAAUUCAAUGUUUGACUUCAACAAUGACCGAUGGGUCGAUUUCAUCAUGACCAAUGGCUUUGAUACUGCAUCCACCACAGUCGAUGAUCUAUACAAGCAAACACCGUCGCGGCUCUGGGAGAAUCGUGGACCAAAGUUCAAUCUGAGUGCAGUCGAGCGAGCUGUUCACUAUGGCAUCAAUCACACUGCAGAGGGAAGAGGUCUCCUAACAGUGGACAUCGAUGAUGACGGUGAUGAAGACGUUAUUAUCAUCAACGCCAUAGGAACCCCGACAGUGUUGAAAAAUCAGGGUGGAAACCGUAACAAGUGGAUCAAGAUCAAGGUCCGACACGCGUGCCCCAAUGAUGCGGCACUGUCGUGUGACAGUCUGGGUUCAAGGGUUUAUGUAACGUCAACUGACGGCUACACACAGAUGCAAGAAAUCGGCUCUGGAUCACAGUUCAUGGCGCAGAAUGAGCUGACGGCACACUUUGGCCUUGGCAAUCUCACUGAUAACGUUGCUGUGAGGGUCACGUGGCCAUGGCUGGGCAAGUCAGUGAAUAUCUCUGAUGUACCGCCGAACAGCAGACUACGUGUUCUUGCGCCACCAAAAACAAGUGCAACAUCUCGGACGUAUGGGUCUCUGCAGCAGUGUCCCAAGGUCCUGCUCUCCAGUGUGUCCAAGCUUGAUAACGGAGUGAAUUUGACUGUCAAUCCUGAUAACCGCACCAUAUCCGUGCAAAUCCCGCCGGAGAUGACGGAUAUUUCAGCCGGCAAAUUCACCAUCUCAUUCAACUAUACAAUCCAGUUGGUAUCGUCAUCAGCCAGCUUAAAGACCAGUACGACCACUGUAGAGAUAGCAAGCACCCAACUACCGAUUUCCCAUCACCUGUUAGUCAACUGCAAAACAGCCCAGUACACACCGACCAUAGCUCUGCCGGGACUAACACACAGGGAAAUAGCUGGCUUUGGUAACAAUCAGAAGAACCCAAUCUGGGGUGCGUCCGGUGCCAACCUACGCCGAGAGGUCCCCCAGGGAUACUCGGACAGUGUGGCAACCCCUAGUGGACAGUGCACGCAGACGAUGAGGAUCAACGGCCAGUGCACGUACCCGCUGGAGAACACACGGGAUGGUUCCGUACGGCCAUCACCACGCAAUGUCAGCAAUGUCGUCUUCCAGCAGGUCAGGAACGUGUACAGCUCCAGAGGACUGAGUGAUAUGCACUCUCAUUUCGGGCAGUUCCUGGCUCACGACACUGAUUUCUCCAGUCCUCUUCCAAGAUUUGAAACUGACCUUGACCGAGGUGACGUGUGGUUUCCCAUCGGCAUUCCAAAGGGUGAUGUUCACUUCGAUCCUUAUGUUGAAGGCAGCAAGUUCAUGAGCUUUGUCCGCACCACUUACUCAAGAUGCACUGGACGUUCCUUCAAGCGCCCUCGUGAACAGUUCAACAAGAUCUCCUCAAUCAUCGACGCAACACAGCUGUAUGGCGACGAAGACCGACUCAAACUGCUGCGAACGCACAAGAACGGGAAGCUAAUCGUAGACAAGAUCCAGGGAGAGGAGUAUAUUCCACUGAAUCGCAUGGGCCUGGCCAAUGACAACCCUGUUGGUCGGCCCAGUCAAUACCUGUGUGUGGCUGGUGAUACUAGAGCUAAUGUCCAGCCUGGUUUGAUCGUGCUCCACACGCUGUUUGUACGCGAGCACAAUCGCCUCUGUGAUCUCUACAUCGCCCGCAAGCCCACGGCACUGGACUUGGAAGUAUUUGAAUAUGCUCGCAGGAUUGUCAUAGCCGAGCUGCAGGCUAUCACAUACAGAGAGUACUUGCCAGCGUUGCUUGGGCAGGACCUGGCUAAGUACACUGGCUACGACUCCAAGGUUAAUCCCAGCGUCAGCAAUAUCUUUGCAACGGCUGCUUUCCGAUUUGGUCACUCACAAGUGAACACCCAUCUGUGGAGAUUUGAUGAGAAUGGCAGUGUACCACACGUAGGGCAUGUUGCCCUGAGGGAGGCCUACUUUACACCUGAGAGAGUGAUGCACGAAGGCGGUGUAGACCCGUAUCUACGCGGAAUGGUGGAACAGCGUGCGCAAGAAAUUGACACACUGAUGAUUGACGACAUGAGGAAUGUGCUAUUCCCCGUGGGAAGACGUGAUGGCUUGGACUUGGCAGCAUUGAAUAUCCAGCGAAGUCGCGACCAUGGUAUUCCAGACUACAACACAGCACGGAAAGAAAUCCUCAGCAAAUUCUAUCAAGAUAUUGCGCAGAUCACAAAGAACACGACAGUCGUGUCCCAGUUGAAGGCUGUGUAUCCCAGCGUUGACGUGCUAGAUGCCUGGGUUGGUGGGCUGGCUGAAGAUCAUGUCAGCGGAUCAGAACUUGGCCCAAUGUUUCACAAGAUCAUAGUGGCGAAUUUUGAAGCCAUUCGCAACGGCGAUCGCUUCUGGUACGAACGCAUCAUGAAUAAAUCCGAGAUUGAGAUGAUACACAACCUGACGCUGACCGAAAUCAUUAAACUCAACACGGGAGUCAAGAGCUACCCGAGCAAUCCUUUCUUCGCAACACGCUUCUGCAAGUCGGUGCUAAACCAUCAAUGUGUCCCCGUGGACAAGCCAAGCUGUCCUGGACAGAGCUCAACCACUAACCCACCAACAAUGGCGUCGUUUUCACCUACGGGAAUUCCUAGUGGUCCACCGGAUACCGACUCUCAACCAGAUAUUCCCACGCCAUUGCCUUGUGUGGCGAAUGGGACACUCCCCACGUCACCCUGUUGUACAGACCAUGUGUUGUGCGAAGCCAGCCUAGCAUCGGUACAGAGAAGUUUAAACAUGACCCUUGCAGAUGUGCACAGAUAUCAAGAAACCAUACAAAACUUGACGAAUGCGCGGACGGAAACACUGGUAUUGUUGGCCAACUGCACACUAAGAGCCACACAGUCUGAGCAGGAUCGUGCAAGACUGUCGACACUCUCCUCCAACUUGCAGGCCACCAUCUCCAACUUGAGAGCAACGGUGACAACACUGCAAGGAAACAUCUCCAGUUCAUCGCAGACCAUGGAGUUGCUGAAGAAGGAGAUUGUGAACCUUCGCCUGAAAGUUGGAGGCUUGGAGAAUAGUGUUCAUCUAUGCCUUGGCAAUGCCUCGCUCACUCUGGGACAGUGCCUGAUAAGCCAGAAGACCCUCAACGCAUCAUUAGUGCAGGCGGAGCAGGAGAACACGCAGCUCACUGCUGAUCUGCAGAGCUGCCAGGCUGAUCUCGUACUGGAAAAGCACACAUCCAGCGAGCUGCGACGAAACCUCUCCAAUGUUUACAAUACAGCUCAGCUUGUGCGAACUGAUCUCACUUCACAACUGAAACAACAACAGUUGUCAUGCAACAGCAAUGCUAGCAGUCUGCUAAACCAACAUGCCAUCUCAGCAUCCAACAUGUCGUCACACCUCAACGCCUGCCGUGCAGACUCUGCGCAAUACAUGCAGAUGGCAUUGGAGCUCUCUGCAAAGAACGCAAACAUUUCGAGAAAACUGACCAGCGCCAAGUCAGCGGCAAUGACAUGCAGCAUGCACUGGAAUGUAGCAAUGGCAAACCUGUCACGCUGUGAGGCACAGCUAACAGGUCUCAACAAACAGCUGAACACUUCAAGCCAAGAGAUUGGCAUUGCACGGAAUAACUUCACGCGGUGCUUAUCAAGACUUAGCAGCGAUCAACAAGAACUCGUCUUGGCUAAGAGUAAUCUAUCGCAGUGUGUGGUGACGCAGCAGAAUAUCACACAAGUCCUGACCAGCACAGAACACCGCUUGGCAAGCACAGAAGCUCAGCUUCAUACCUGCACUGCUCGAUUGAACAGCAUUGCAACAGGUACGCCAGCUACAACACCAGACACUACACAGACACCUGGUAUGACAUCAUCACCACCUGAUAUGACAUCAUCACCCCCUGGGGUGCCAUCAUCGCCACAAGCUAUCACGAGCUAUGCUGACACCACCUCUCACAGGACCCACGGCAACGGCGGAUCCUCUUCUCACUGGAUAUCACGUGAUCAACUAACGGAGUGGCGUGAGAAAUACGAAAAGAACAUCACAUGGCACAGGGAACGCCUGCACAACGUCUCCAACCUGUACAGUGCAGAGCUUUCACAUAGCCAAGAUCUUGAAGAACAGCUAAGCAGUGCCCAACAGGAUAUGAGUGAGCACAACACCGGUUACAACACUAGCAUGUGUCUAGAUCCAUGGAGAGUCAUGUAUGACACGUACCAAGGUCGCAUCGUGAUCAGUGUGGGAGGUGGUUUCUUUCUUCUCUCCGUCUUGCUGAGUAUUGUCCUGUGCUGCAAAGGCUGCAGACGGACUGGGCCUCGUCCCGUCGUGCGUAAAGGCAUUCAAGGAAGGGCGUUCAAUAAGCGGCGAUACUCCACCACGGAGAAGCCGAUUAUUCUGAACGAGUUUCCGCAAGAUAACCAGCUCUACUGACCCACGCUGAGUCGUGAUGCGGCCGGUGGAAGAAGAUUAUGCAUGUCUGAACCACGCUAUGUACAUGUGUAGCAAUUUAUUCCACAUUCUCCGAAGGGCACCGAGCAAGUAUUUAUCGCUUUUACGGGGACUCCUAAUUUGAUGACUGUAUGCGAAUUGUUAAGUAGGCCUUAGCCCGAACUACAUGGUGUCAUCGACAACCAGUGUAUCAGACUGAAUGAGAGAUAUGCAUGCUAGGACCAUUGAAUUUCCCCUUUAUAUAGAUGUUCUAGCUCUUACCGUCACUGCAUGCACUGUUCUAUACCAGUAGCCACACUAAUAGCAGCAGCUUAUAGUACAGUGUAGUCCAACACUCAGACCGUUCGUAUCACCAGUAUUCUAGUUUCCAUUCACCAUAGAAAUCUAGUCACCAGUUCAAAAUACCUGCCCCGUCACGUCGGACCUUCAAAUUUCAUCUUUUUCACCUGGCUUCUCUGCCACCUCUCUAGAAAUGUGCCUACAACGCAAUUCAUGCCGCAUUGAUGUGGCUGAAAGCAAAUCCCGCCUGAUCUUUCUUAGCUUCCUUAUUAUUUUUGUCCCGCUAUUGUUCCUUGAGAUCCCCCCCCCCCCUCAUACAGACUAGCAGAGUUGUUUUCAGAUGCUCUGCAGUCAAUAGCCUUACUUCCCUCAGCUAGAUUUUGUCCAAUUCUUAUUUUGCCUUCGUGCACUGACUGGGCUGGCCACUACUACAGUGGUUGGUUGCUAACUCA
Sycon ciliatum is the source of this 6871-nucleotide messenger RNA. RefSeq lists its product as uncharacterized. The coding region runs from base 333 to 6122 and encodes 1929 amino acids. Lineage: Eukaryota; Metazoa; Porifera; Calcarea; Leucosolenida; Sycettidae. The transcript is spliced from 31 exons. Gene Ontology annotation, biological process: response to oxidative stress. Gene Ontology annotation, molecular function: peroxidase activity; heme binding. The record is from RefSeq and is a predicted model, not a curated record.